This is a messenger RNA of Hirundo rustica (Barn swallow), 5212 nucleotides long. RefSeq names its product solute carrier family 7 member 3 (gene SLC7A3). The record is from RefSeq and is a predicted model, not a curated record. The transcript is spliced from 13 exons. Gene Ontology annotation, biological process: transmembrane transport; amino acid transport. Gene Ontology annotation, molecular function: amino acid transmembrane transporter activity. Gene Ontology annotation, cellular component: plasma membrane. The coding region runs from base 336 to 2243 and encodes 635 amino acids. Lineage: Eukaryota; Metazoa; Chordata; Aves; Passeriformes; Hirundinidae.
UGUUCCAUGCCUCUGCCUGCUCCUAGCCCUUGGCCUGUGCUGCUGGAUCAGGGCCCUGAAUGAUGGGAGUGGAGAACAGUAAGACUGGGAGGUACCCAUAUCUGCUUGUCUGGGACAGGGUGACCCUGCUUGGAGCCCUGCCGUGCCCGUGGUGCUGCCUGCCCUGCCCAAGAAUGCUCUCGGCGGUGGUGCUGCCCAGCUGGGUCCUUGCCUACAGCUGGCAGCCCUGGGAGGAGUGGGAAGCGUUUGAGUAGUAACAGCCAUGCUGCUCUUUUGCCUCCUGGACUUCGUCAUGGGGCUUUUGACCAGCUGAGCUUCACUGAGGAGAAGACAAGAUGUUGGGGGAAAAAAUGACCAGUUUUGGGAAGAAGCUGAUCCGCCGGCGCAUGGUGGAUCUGAGCUCCGAUGAGACACAUUUUGCUCGUUGCCUCUCUACACUGGACCUUAUAUCCUUGGGUGUGGGCAGCACCCUAGGGGCUGGUGUGUAUGUGAUGGCCGGUGAGGUAGCCAAGGAGGUAGCCGGUCCUUCUAUCAUCAUUUGCUUCCUGGUAGCUGCUUUCUCAUCCAUACUGGCUGGACUGUGCUAUGCAGAGUUUGGGGCCCGUGUCCCCAAGGCCGGCUCUGCCUACCUCUACAGCUACGUUACCGUUGGUGAGAUCUGGGCUUUUAUAGCCGGGUGGAACCUCAUUCUCUCCUACGUGAUAGGUACGGCCAGUGUGGCUCGAGCCUGGAGUGCAGCAUUUGACAACAUCAUUGGCAACCACAUCUCCACCUUCUUCGCCGGCAAGAUCUCAAUGCACCUGCCUGGAGUGCUGGCCCAGCAUCCAGACUUCUUUGCUUUAAUCCUGAUUUUGCUGCUUACUGUGCUGCUGGCUUUUGGUGUCAGCGAAUCUGCCCUCGUGAACAAAAUCUUCACAGCGGUGAACCUGUUGGUGCUGAGCUUUGUUAUCAUUGCUGGCUUCAUCAAGGGAGACAUCAAGAACUGGCAACUUUCAGAGGAGAACUGUGUCAAUUGCUCUCUGCUGGACUCACCAGAUGACGUAAAAAAAGUUUUUGGCUAUGGUGGGUUUUUCCCCUUUGGACUGGAAGGGGUCCUGACCGGCGCUGCCACCUGUUUCUACGCCUUUGUGGGCUUUGACUGCAUUGCCACCACAGGGGAGGAAGCCAAGAACCCACAGCGCUCGAUUCCCAUUGGCAUCAUUGUGUCCCUCCUCAUCUGCUUUGUGGCUUAUUGUGGCGUCUCUGCGUCCCUGACUCUCAUGGUGCCCUACUUCCUCCUGAACAAGAACAGCCCUCUGCCUGAGGCUUUCAAGGAAGUUGGUUGGGAGCCUGCCCGCUACGCCGUUGCUGUUGGCUCACUCUGUGCCCUCUCCACCAGCUUGCUGGGCUCCAUGUUUCCCAUGCCCCGAGUGAUCCAUGCCAUGGCAGAAGAUGGGCUGCUCUUCAAGUUCCUCUCCCGGAUCCACAGUGGCAGAAAGACCCCUAUGGUUGCCACCUUUGUCUCAGGGUCCUUUGCAGCGGUGUUUGCCCUCCUCCUUGACCUGAAGGACCUGGUGGACCUCAUGUCGAUCGGCACGCUGCUGGCCUACUCCCUGGUGGCGAUGUGCGUGCUCAUCCUCCGGUACCAGCCCAGACAGCCGAACUCCCCGAAGGCCGUGGAAAUGUUGGAGCUGAAUGGGAACAAGGAGGAGAGAGUGAUCAUGAACCCGACCAUCGCUGCUGCCAGUGCCCAGCACAAAGAGAUGUUGUCCCUGGCGAUGCUCUUCAACCCCCCUGGGGACACCCCCACUGUGCUCUCGGGGCGCAUUGUCUAUGUCUGUGUCGCUGUCAUUGCCGCACUGAUCACAAUCAUCUGCGUGGUCCUGACCCUCAAUGUGGCUGCGCUGAAGGAUGCCAAUGUGGUCUGUGUUGUCGUUCUGGUGCUGCUCAUCGUGACUCUGCUCAUUUUCACCAUCAUCAUUUGGAGGCAGCCGCAGAGCAAUGCACAGUUAAACUUCAAAGUACCUUUCCUCCCACUGCUGCCAAUCUUCAGCACCUUUGUUAACAUCCUGCUGAUGGUACAGCUGAAUGAGGGCACCUGGGCGCGGUUUGCUGUCUGCAUGGUGUUGGGUUUUAUUAUUUACUUCACCUAUGGGAUUUGGAACAGCGUGGAAGGGAGGAACGCAGAAGAAGCCUGUGCCACGGUAGAAAAGCCUCUGCACCAUCCUGGACUGGACUCCAGCCCUGAGGCUGCUGCAGUCUGAGGGCCUGGGGACCAGUGCUACAUGGACCUCUUUGCCACUUUGGGACAAGAUGACAAUCCAGAGAGUAUAUCAUCCAUCCCCUCUCCUGCAGAGAGUGAGUCCCAGGGUGAAAUACUUAAGGCCUGAACAACAGGCCCUGAGCCAAAGCUGACCUUGGAUGAACAUUCCAGCCAAAUGUUGGAUGUUUCCUCUCAUUAACGAUGUAUUGUUAUAUGUUUCUUUAUUGGCAAGAUGUGUUUAUCUUUCUGUAUCUAGAAACCGGAUAAGGCCACAUCUAGCUUAAUUAGGUGUAGGAUCAAAGACAAAUCCCUUGGCUCCUCCUUGAGCCCUGGCCAGGCUUUGGGAGAAAGCUGGCAGGAAAAUGAAAUUAUAAACUAUGUCAGCUGGUUUAUUUAGCAGUGUAAAGGCUGGAGCACUAUCACAGCAAAGUGAGGGAGCCUCGUGCCUGCAAAGGGGGAGGCACUGCAGGAGUUCCCAGUUACUGCCGUGGUUCUCCAGUCCUUGGUUGUGACAGCUUUCCCCCACAGCUGACCCUAGGACAGACUUGGAUGAUGUAUCUUCACUGGGGUAACAUGGGGUAACAUGAUUUAUCUUUCUUAAUCACUGUAGGCAUUCUUUUGUAACAAUGAUUAGCCUUGCUCAGCUUAUUCCUUUGUAAUUCUUUGCUCAUGGUUAGGUGCCUUGCUUAGCUUAUCCUUUCGUGAUUCUCUGCAGUUUUAUAUCAUGGUAAAUGCCACUGUUCCUUAAGUUGGUGUUGGUGUCUCUGACCCUACCCACCAGCAAAACAAAAUCAGCGUAGUCAGCAUAGUAAGAACGAACUGUUGCUUUUAAAAUCUAAAAGAAUUAUUCCUGCCUGAAAUUCCCAGAUGGGAAGACCGUCCGUUUAGUUCACUGGCCCUCAAGUGGGCUAUGGUUGGAGGACCAUGUGAGCAAUGGGGAAGUCAGUUAAAAGAAGCUGAACUGCUGGAUGUAUUGAAAUGUAUCCAAAAAUGGCAUACUGGAAAAGAACCUGUGGGUUUGGGAAGGCACGGAUGGAUUUCGUUAACAGUAUAUCAAACAAAACACCAACAGAAGGAACAGUUGUUGAAAUGCUAUAACAUAGAGCGACAGAUGUGCGUUACAGAAUGAAAUUGUAAUGCUAAAGUGCCAAAAUAAGCUGCUUACUGAUAAGUUGGAUUUACCAGACUUGCUGAGAAGGCUGCAGUUAGAGUAGGUCAGUAUAAGGAAAGGAGGGGGCAAGUGAAUCACAAGAAAAUGCAUGCAGUGAUUGCAGAGGCAGGUGUGCAGUGGAAUCCUGAUAAAUGGAAUGGAGAUAUUUGGGAUUCUGUGGAUUCUGAUGAUGUUGGUUCCCCAGAUGAAUUUGUAGAUGUGAGACUGGCAUGGAGAUAUGAAAGGUGGAGUUAGCUGCUAAGGGUCUGCAGGUCAGGAGGGAUACUCACGGAGGUAAAUGAAAUAUUUGAUCAGUUUAAGCAAAGACUGGGGAACCUCUUUUGUCUUUGAUGUGUGCUUGCAUGAUCAGGGAGCAUUAGGGGCAACCCUAGGCUCAGAGGACUCUAAGAAGUUUUAGUUUUGAGCUCGGAUUCUUUUGUGCAGGAUGCAUUUUGGAAUAACAUUCACGAUACUAAUUUAUUUUACCCUACAGAAAAUUACUGGCCAGUAUCAGAAAGUCAGAGAUUAGUGAGAUUGUAUACAACCAGAUGCAUUAAGAACCUCUUGUGAUUUUUGUAUUUGAAGAUAACGUUACUUGAAGAUACAAGUAGUCACUCCAAUAUUUGUGCCUGUAACUUUUUGCAGUGACAGGAUUUUAGUUAUUUAUUUUUUGUUUAUAUUUUUUUUAAAUUAAGUGGGUUUUUUUAGUUUUUUACCUCCUGUUAUAUCCUGUCAAUGUUUAGAAUCUUCACUAUACCCCGAUUCAAGACUUGCAGCCUACUCCCAUUGGUAAAGGAACUGUAACAACAUACAGACCUGAGGCUUGCUGAAACACGCCUGGGAGAAUGGACAAGAGACUGUGAUUGCUGUCCAUCUCCCGUGGCAUGGCAGAAAUCCAUCAUGUGAUGGAGUGGGUGAAGAAGGAUGGAGAACAUAGAUGGCAGGAUCUCUUUUUGGAUGGCUUGCCUAGAGCUACCAGAAUUCUCAAAUGAGCGCUUCACCCUGGUGUCGUUUUAUUGAUACUAAUCCUUUUGCUUUUUGUUCUGAUAAUUGCAUUGUAUGUUAAGGUUUGGAUGAUUAUGAAACAACCAGCUUACCAACUACCUCCACUGAUAGUAGACAAUCCAUGUGGUACCAAAACAUGAAACAUUCUCAAGCUCUAUUUAGAUAAUGUGAAGCUUGUCUGACUGUCGUCACAGGGUGUACGAUGUAGGGAAAUGAUUGUGAACUCUGUGGACAGAUAACUGGGGGUACAAUUAGAGGAAACUGAGGACUUAGAACAGUAUGGAAAUUAUAGGGUGGGUGUUAACACUAUUCUGUAAUAUGAUGUCUUUGUCUCUGACCCUACCUCUGGUAAAACUGAGUCAGGAUUGCAGAGCUGGGUCACGUGCUGUCUCUUGCCCUCACAGGGAAAUCCCGUGGCUGGUUGGGAAUGCUGGUGGCCCAUGGCUGGUCUCUGCCCUCCUCCAGUCCCACAGAGGGGCAGUGACACCAGCACAGCCCUCCAGCUGUGAAAGUUGCUUUCCCCGUGCACAGCUGCCCCCACACGAUGGUGCAGCUGUACUCACUCCAUCUGUCACGGGGCCGUGUUCACCACCUCCUCCCUGCUUUCCAAGUGCCAGACUCGUACAUGGCAGCCACGGCUGGAGCUCUACAGGCAGGCUUAGUGCAGCUUGUCUUGGUACUUGUGGCACUGCCAGCAAACUGGUACUGCCCUGACCGUGCUGUUUUGGUGGAAAUAUCUUGCUCAAGUGUCUGUGAGGUGUCCUCGGUGUGGCUGUAUUUGUGUCCAACCUCAUUUGCCUUUCUAUAAUUUCGAA